ACGACGCGUUUGUCACACAACUGCGUCACUGUCACACUCUACAUUACUGGGCGCUCGACUAUCGACGACGUUAUGUCCGCCUCCACGACGUGCUCUCAGUCUCAGGCACUGCGUAUCGCCGUUGCUCUCGUUGCGCUGAGAUAUAAGUCUACGAAGCAGUCGUACCAUUCGUAUGUCCUCGACUUGCAGAUACGGUUUCCAGUGCCCAUUGUUAUUGGGGACAAUGAGCAACAAUGGAGACAACGUGCGUUAGCACUUGAGGAGGAUCUUCGGAAUCUCCAGGAGAAGUUCAACUCGGAACAGAUUGGGGCAGAGUUAUCUGUAUUGCGAGCAAGAAGCACCGAGGCACGCACAAAGCCUCCAGCCUCCCCCUCUGCUUCCGGGAAGAGAAAACAGAAGAAGAAAGUUGUUAAGUCACCUGCGUCUGAUAUGAUACCCACACCUACAUGCUUGAAAUUUGGUUCGCUCACAUUAACUGAACACCCGCUUCCAGAAGGCGCUCUUCUAACUAGCUUCGAGCAUCUCACUGCGCUACUUGUUGAAGAUUCUCAAGAAUCCAAGACACUUUCCGUCGCUGCUGACAAAGCCUUGGAUCAUCUUGCGUCCCUCGUUUCAUCUGUGCUUUCGCCAAGCCGUCUCACUACGGCCUCCCACAAAGUCUUUCAAGCUGUCUCCUCUCUACUUCCGCAGUACCUAGUGUCGGUGUUGCCAGCAUAUGCGACCAUGAAACCGCCUUCCGAGGAGAUUCCGUCGUCACUAGACCGACUCCUCACACGAUUAAUGGAUUCAGUCAUCUAUCCUUUGAUUGCUUCCUUCCCAACAUUGUCGCUAGCCUUUCUCACUAUUGUUGCAUCAGAAGCAAAUUCCCCGCCUCUGAAAGCAACUCCUCAACCUCGCACAGUGAUCGAUCUUAGACCUCAUGUUCUUGCUUUGUUGCAAACCGUGGCUGACACACUCUGUCAAGUUAGUUCUGCUUCCGGAGGGAUCCUCGCAAGCAAAAUACGGGACCUCUUGGAACUGAUGGUUUUGAGAGCCACACGCGAGUUGGAUUGUCUGUAUCCAGAGCUUGCGCCACACCACACGCAUGCAAAUCUCGGAGAAAUAUCCCUGGCUAGACCACGUUCGGACUCGGACCGCUUGUUAAAGCUUGCGAGAAAGGACUCAUUAUGGUAUUUCUGCAACUAUAUACAUCUGAUGUUCUCCGCGUUGGACAGCUUUGAAGGAGGUGCGUCUUCGGAGCCGCACCGAGAUGAGGGAAGUACUCUGCUUGGCGAUGCUAUUCUUGUGUCUCUGUCGGCGUUGCUUCGGCGUACCCGCUGUGUGGCCCAUCAGACCAUUCGGUCGCAGAAGAAGCAGACGAAGAAGGACUCAACCGAAAUGACUUUGCGGGAACAUAGGAUCAUGGACGAAGUAGAACUUGACGGGAGCAGAGGUCAUCUGCAGAUGGUCAUGGCCUCAUGCGUAGUAUGUUCCACCUCAAAGGACCUCUGUCUUCUCUUCUUGAUAGGGCCCGCUCUCAUGCUCCCGGAUCUGUAUCCGAAUGUGCCUGCAACAUUCCAGGACUAAGGCAAUAGCGGCGUCGUAUAUGCAAUUUGUUUCCAGUCCAAUAUUUACACGACUGUCCGCUGUUCUCACCCAAGUCUCACCAAGAUUCAGGGUGUGGCGUUCAGUGCCUUUAAGCAUUUCUACAAUGGUGUCCUCCGGUAACUACGAGAACGCGUUUGAUGGACACACUAGGUCACCGACGACAUAGGGAUUCUCCCAAGAGAUGUUAUGUUUUGAU
Molecule: messenger RNA, 1783 nt
Organism: Somion occarium
Lineage: Eukaryota; Fungi; Basidiomycota; Agaricomycetes; Polyporales; Cerrenaceae
Source: the annotation of a GenBank genome assembly